GCCAUUGCUUUAUCCAACUGCGCAACUGAGUUCUUCGCAUCCAUCACCCUUUCGUUGACUAUUUUGCGUACUCAUCUACUAGUACUUACGAUGAACUCUCUGCGGCUCUUCAGCCGGGCUCUGCCCAAGGCCUCAUUACGCCAAUCUGCCAUCCGAUACUCUCCCUCAGUUUCGAGGUUUACAGCUCGCCGACCAAUAUGGCAACCCGCAAUGCGAACAUCAUACCCUGCGUUCUCGACUUCUACAUUCCACAGAGAACCCGCGGGGGACUCCGAUCUCGAGCUCGCCGAGAAGCUGAAUUCCGAACGACAGCUCGAAUUGGAAAACAACGACGAGAGCACAGUUGCCGCCAUCGAUGACUUCUUGAAGACCCACCCUUGGGAAGUGCAAGAUAAGCCUGGUACACAUGAAGUCACAUUGACAAGGGAGUUUGGUAAUGAAAAGAUCAAGGUUUCCUUGAGCGUUGCCGAGAUCGACAACAUGCCCGAAGAGGACGAAUUCGGCGGAUUAGAUGAAGAUGGCUCCCUUGAAGACGAAGCAGACUACGGCUCGAAUAAGGCGACCAUCAACCAGUCAGGUACAAGAGGAGGCAAAGUUGAUGUGAUGCCAGAGGACAGCAUCGCACCUGCCGAUAGAGAGGGAGAGGAUGCCGCCGGUAUGACGAGCGAGACACCAGCCUACCCUAUCCACCUGACAAUCACCAUUACGAAACCUGGUAAAAAAGCCCUUGAGAUACGAGCUGUUGCGCAGGAGGGUACUGUCGAAAUCGAUACCAUCAGCUUUUUCCCCAAGGAGUCGCUGCUGGAGGCGCAGAACCCCAAAGAUGCUCAAGAGGCUCGCAGUCUGUAUGCUGGUCCAACAAUUGGCAACCUUGACCCCGACCUCCAGGCCAUGCUCGAGAAGUACCUUGAAGAGAGAGGAAUUGAUGCAGAAUUGGCUACCUUCUUGUUUGAAUAUGUCGACUACAAGGAGCAACGAGAAUAUGUUAAAUGGCUCGAUGAUGUGAAGUCCUUCGUCGAGGAGUAAAUACUCGUCGGCUUUAGGCGUUGUAAUCUCCAAAUUCGCUCCUGUCCUAUCUAGACCCUCCACUUUCGGCAGAAGCUUGAUAUCAAAUUGGUGUACAUUAUGUGAUGAGGCAAAUUGUAGCCCGACAAUGCAAUUAUCAGAUACCCUUUGGAUGCGCUCUCAAAACUGGGCUACCACCAGUGCAGUCUCUAACGAGCACUCUUUUAGCUCUAUUUUCUUGUGACUGAUCAGGGACGGUCCGAGUGUAGUAACCAGACUUAGUACAUGCCAUGCGCG
Messenger RNA from Exophiala xenobiotica, 1302 nucleotides. RefSeq lists its product as uncharacterized. The record is from RefSeq and is a predicted model, not a curated record. Lineage: Eukaryota; Fungi; Ascomycota; Eurotiomycetes; Chaetothyriales; Herpotrichiellaceae. The transcript is spliced from 4 exons. Gene Ontology annotation, cellular component: mitochondrial matrix. Gene Ontology annotation, biological process: cytosolic ribosome assembly. Bases 91 to 1026 code for a protein of 311 amino acids.